AUCUCUCCGGCGCUGUGCUGGGAGACUCAAGCAGCUGCAGGAGAAACAGCGAGGAGAGUGAGAGGAAAAAAGAGCGACGGAGAUGGCGAGUCUAAACAUGGACCCGACAUCGCUGCUGCUGGGGCUGCUGUGGCUGCUUCUAGCAGCCCGAACCACCUCGGUUCAGGGUUUGAACGGCGACGAGGACCAGAGCCAGGAUACCGAGUGCAAGAUGAAGAGCGUCACCGUGUCAGCGCUGCCGUUUCUGAGGGAUAACGACUUGAGCAUCAUGCACAGUCCGUCGGCCUCUGAGCCCAAGCUGCUAUUCUCCGUCAGGAACGAUUUUCCAGGGGACGUGGUUGUUGUGGACGACCUGGAAAACACCGAGCUUCCUUUCUUCGUCCUGGAGAUCUCUGGGAACUCUGAGGACAUCCCUCUGGUGCGCUGGCGGCAGCAGUGGCUGGAGAAUGGGACACUUCUUUUUCACAUCCACCAUCAGGACGGCAGUGUGAACCUACCUGAACCAACUGAAGACCCCGCCAACGACUCUUCGAAGGAAGAGAUGCGCAUACUACACAUCUCUGUGAUGGGUGGAAUGAUCGCCCUUCUGCUGUCCGUCCUGUGCCUCGUCCUGAUCCUGUACACCCGCAGGCGCUGGUGUAAGAGACGCCGCAUCCCUCAGCCCCAAAAAAGUGCCAGUGCUGAGGCAGCUAAUGAGAUACACUACAUCCCAUCAGUGUUGAUGGGGGGCCAGGCUCGGGAAAGCCUAAGAAACUCCAGGGGUCAGGGGCCGAACUCUGCUGGCACCCUCAGCAUCCGUGAAACACCAAUUUUGGACGGGUAUGAGUACGACAUUACAGACCUGCGUCACCAUUUGCAGCGAGAAUGCAUGAACGGCGGCGAGGAAUAUGCUAGCCAAGUCACCCGUACGCUGGACUCCCUUCAGGGCUGCAAUGACAAGAAUAAUAUGGACCUCACACCCGUGAAUGACAACACCAAGUUGGCCCUGAUGAACAAAUAUAAGGACAACAUCAUCGCCACGAGCCCAUUGGACAGCAAUCACCAGCAGAACACUUUGCUACCACACAACACGUCUACCAGCCAACGCAAACGCCUCUCCAGCAAUACCCGAGCGGGUUCAACUUUCUUGAACCCAGACGGGGACUCUGGGACGGAGGCAGACAGCGAGCCUCAGCUGGCGUUUUACACAGACCCGAACCGCAGUCGGCGCCGGAGUCGAGGUAUGAGAAAUGGUAACGCCAACAGCGCGUGGGGCUCUGGGGCAGGAUCUCCUCGAAGUCCCAUCAACAAGACCACCCUGACCCUGAUCAGUGUCAUCAGCUGUGUGAUUGGCCUAGUUUACUCCUCUCACCUCGCCUGCAGCCUCUCAGUUCGAGUAAUCUUACAUGUGCCGGAGCACCUCAUAGCUGACGGAUCAAGGUUCAUUCUGCUCCAGGGGAGCCAGUUGGAUGCUUCAGAUUGGCUCAAUCCCGCCCAGAUCUUGUUAUACUACCAGCAGAAUGCCAGUGGACCUUGGGUCAAUGAGCUGUGUGGACGACGUCUACUAGAUCCUUGUGAACACCAGUGUGAUCCAGAGACAGGAGAAUGCAUUUGUCUUGAUGGCUACAUGAAGGAUCCAGUCCACAAACAUCUUUGCAUCCGCAGUGAGUGGGGGCCUAACCAGGGUCCCUGGCCUUACACCAUCUUCCAGCGGGGUUUUGAUCUUGUGAUGGGAGAACAACCCUCUGAUCGCAUUUUCAGAUUUACAUACACUCUGGGAGAAGGAAUGUGGCUUCCUCUGAGCAAAAGCUUUGUCAUCCCUCCUGCUGAGCUCGCCAUCAACCCGUCAGCCAAAUGCAAGACAGAUAUGACAGUAAUGGAGGAUGCAGUAGACGUAAGAGAGGAGCUGAUGAUCAGUUCUUCAUUUGACUCUCUGGAGGUUCUCCUGGACUCUUUUGGACCUGUCAGAGAUUGCACCAAAGAUAAUGGUGGCUGCAGCCGCAACUUCCGAUGCAUAUCUGACCGGAAGCUUGAUUCUACCGGCUGUGUGUGCCCCCCAGGUCUGAGUCCAAUGAAAGAUGGGACCGGGUGCUAUGACCACCACAUUGGGAUUGACUGCUCUGACGGCUUCAAUGGUGGAUGUGAGCAGCUGUGCCUCCAACAGCUGGCCCCUCUAGAGGAUGACCCAACACUUUACAACAUCCAGAUGUUCUGUGGGUGCAUUGAGGACUAUAAACGUGGUCCUGAUGGAAGGUCAUGCUUACCUCUAUCUGAAGUCUGCACAGAGGGUGUAGACUGUGGGGAAGCAAUAGACAUCCCUGCCAACCAGACUGUCUUUGGAGACCUCUUCUACGGCUACAACAACCAGACCCAGGAAAGCACCACUGGUCAGAUACUGAAGGCCACAUUCAGGCAGAAGAACUUUGCCCGAGGCAUUGAGCAGCAGCUCCCAGAUGGCAUGGUGGUGGCGUCGGUGCCAACGGAGGUUCAGUGCCAUGAGGAGCUGUCAGACCCUGUGCCUGACCCAGAAUAUCUCACGGGUAUGGUGAACUACAGCGAGGUGUCUGGCUAUCCUCUUGUCCAACACUGGAGUCUACGUUCUGUGUUGUACCAUGUCAAACUUAACCAGUGGGUCUUGUCUCAAGCUUUUAGCUCUGCAAUCCAUUCUCUAGACGGGGCAACGCAGCGCAGCGACUUUGUCUCGAUCCUGAGGGAGUUCGGGAACCACUAUGUACAGGAGGCAGUUUAUGGCUUCCAGGAGUCCUGUACCAUCUGGUACCCCAACAAACAAGUCCAGAGACAGCUGUGGCUGGAGUACCAGGACAUCAGCAAAGGUAAUUCCCCUUCAGAAGAGUCAGAGGAGCGGGACAAGGAGCCCAGGACGUUGACUUACCCAGCAUACAUUGCCAGCCUUUUGGACACAGGAGCUAAGCGCAUGGUGGCCGGCGUCAGAAUGGACUGCACCAGCCAAGGCCAGUGCCCACGCUCCUGUCACCUCUGCCAUAUGAGUCCAAGGGCGGCACAGGGACGGCAGCAGUCUGAACCGGUCCUCCUGAAGAUUACCAAGGCUGCACCAAUCUAUGAACUAGUGUCCAACAAUGAGACCUAUCAGGCUCUCCAAGAAGCAAUGAUGAGCAUGCUGUGGUGCUCAGGCAAAGGCGACGUUAUUGAUGACUGGUGUCGAUGUGAUUCCAGCGCAUUCGGCACAGACGGACUGCCCACCUGCGCCCCGCUUCCUCAACCCAUGCUGAAGCUGUCUUACACCUAUGAACCCAGUAGUUCAUUGGUAAUCAUGGAGUGGAACCACACUGAGCCACCAAUCGGCGUACGCAUUGUUGAUUACCUCAUCAGUGAGGAGAAGGUGACAGAGAGGACGGACCACUCUAAACUUGAGACAGAAACUCUCUUAAGCUUUGUGGAUGACAUCCUGUCUGGGGCCAGGUCUCCGUGUGUUAUUCUAGGGGACAUCCCAAACCUACUAUCUUCCUCCAUCAGUCUUAUAAUUCGCUGCUUGGAGCCCGACACCACAUACAUGUUCCGUCUGUGGGCUGUAGACAAUACAGGACGGCGCUCCAGUCCAAGUGAGGUCACCAUCAAAACUCCAUGUCCAACUGUGGAUGAUGUCAAGGCACAGGAAAUUGCAGAUAAGAUCUACAACCUGUUCAAUGGCUACACAAGUGGGAAAGAACAGCAGACUGCCUACAACACUCUUAUGGACCUGGGUGCUCCAACACUGCAUCGUGUUCUUUACCAUUACAACCACCGCUAUGAGAGCUUUGGUGAAUUCACCUGGAGAUGUGAGGACGAGCUUGGGCCAAGGAAAGCGGGGCUCAUCCUCUCCCAGCUUGACGAGCUUUCUCUGUGGUGUAAAGGUCUCCUGCAGGAGCCCAAGAUCGGCCUUCGCAGGAUGUCUCUCAAGUUCCUGUCCUGCCGUUACACCGACACCAAAGCCUUUGGGCUCAACUGGUCAGAGAUGGGCCAGGAUGUGCACAAGGCCUGUGACGAACAGACGCUCACUGUCAUGUAUAACGACUAUGGUGAGCCCAAGGAGCUCUAGGUCUGACUUUCAGUUUGGUUUAGCAGUUUCCUGACCUUUGGCUCCCUCCCCCCAAAUUACAGGUUUCACAUAACUGGUCAUGUAGCUGUGUGUUGGUAUUUAUUUCUUUUUUCUACAGAUAACAAAAUGGCAUCACACCAGUAAAUAAAGUGUUUCAAAAAAAUUAUAUAAUCUGACUAUGAAAGCAUGGCCCGUACUUCUUAGGGAAUUUAAGGCUGCCUCAGCUUGUCUGCAUUGUUGGCUGUGGUCAGAUGCUUCUGAUGGACUUUUCUCCAAAUUCUCCUUAAGCUGCCCGUGUCCCUGCUGUUCAUUGUUGAUCAUCUUUCACUCAACAUUCCCAUAUUGGAUACAGCACUCUCUAAACAGCCAGCUUCCUACUGGGCAAUCUUUAAGCUAGCAGUUUCGCUCAUAAUAAUACCCAUAAAAGAACACUUCUGUUUAAAGCAUUUUUUUAUAGUGUUACUAAAAAAUUAUGAUGACAUUUUCUUAGAAACUGCAUCUUGGUAUUUUAUUAUCCUUAAACCAUAAUAAUCACAACAACCGAAAAAUUCCUUUAUAUCAAUAUAUAACUCACAAAAAUAUAAUGUACAAGUUUACUUUUUACAAAAGAGUUAUUAAUAUGGAUAACCUUUUUGAGAAUAGCUUAAUUCAUUGAAACUGACCUGAAGUCUCCCUCAAAAUAACAUUUUUGUUGUUUGUUGUGUGGAGUUUAGCAGUUAAAAAAAACGUUUACGCUGUAAAUAACAUUAUCAUGACGUUUUAGCUACAAUAUAUAAACUGAAUGUAGUGUUGAUACUUUGCAUUUAGAAACGUGAUUGAUAUAAAACGAUUUGUUUGAAUUAAAAUCAUCCAAGACAUACUGACUUACUUCUGUUAUAGCUUUUAAAUACUUUUAAACAGUACUUUCAGAAUCAUUUUAACAUUUAAGUAUAUUUCAAACAGUUUAACCAGCAGUAAUUCUGUUCCAAAGCUGCAAAACAAAAGUGUCUUAAUAUUUACAAAAAAAUAGAUUUGUUUGUAGUUUAAAUGUAAUAAUUUGUGCUGGAAAAACAUGUCAUUUGUGUUUGAAACAGAAUUAUUUUGAACUUCUCAGACUUCAUUUGCAAUGUUGAUCAUUCUGAGGGAUACAUUGAUGAAUUAUGUCAUUUUUAUUUUCCUUAACAGAUCUAAAAUGUGAAUACUAAAAAAGUGUAGAUUUUGUGUAUAGACAGUAUUACAUAUUGUCAUCACAUUCUAAUCUUUUAUUCUGUAAAUACAAUGUACUCCUGGUGAUAUUUUUCAGCCUUGACUAGUGCUUUGGUAAAGAUGAUCUUGUACCAUCAUAUAAGCUGUGUAUUGUAGCUUUAAGCACUGAUUUUAUUCUUCAUGUGGGUGAUCUGAUUGUAACUUUAUAACACUGACUUUUGGAGCAGUUUAGGUUGAAAUAAAGGGUAACAAGUCUGAAAUCAGUUUACAUUUUUUUUCCAUCUGCAUGAAAUGCUGUUUAGAAUACUCUAUUGUGUGGCUUCAUAAACUCAGAUUCUCACAUUCAUCCUUGCUUCUUUCAGAAGGAUUUAAGAGGGUAGUUCACUAAUGGCUUGUCUAUUAAAUGUUUUAUUUGUGCUCUUGUUUUACUGUUGGUUUUUCAUGGCAGUACUGAGACUGGCAUUACUAAUUGUUGUUGUAGUUCUGGUCUCGGUGCUCAGACUGCUGUCCAAACGUUUUACUGAAAUAAAAUAACCCUUUAAAUGUU
This is a messenger RNA of Cyprinodon tularosa, 5768 nucleotides long. RefSeq names its product astrotactin 1 (gene astn1). Gene Ontology annotation, biological process: neuron migration; neuron cell-cell adhesion. Bases 83 to 4036 code for a protein of 1317 amino acids. The record is from RefSeq and is a predicted model, not a curated record. NCBI's taxonomy places the organism in Eukaryota, Metazoa, Chordata, Actinopteri, Cyprinodontiformes, Cyprinodontidae. Gene Ontology annotation, molecular function: protein binding. The transcript is spliced from 24 exons.